AUUUAAAAUUUAUACAGUAAAACAGCAAUUCAUCUAGUUUAGGGACUAAAUUGGGGAUCUGUACCAAAUUUGAGGGGCCAAAUUGACGUUUUACUGCAUGGUUAUAGCCCUACCCUUAAUUUUAUUCUUGAGAUUGUCGUAAACAGAGCUUAUGUUCUUAACUUUGUUGCAUCUACCAGACGGAUAGGCAGUCGGUUAAUGGUCAACCCAUUUAGUUGGGCAGUCUUUUCCCUUUUUGUUUAUACAUCAUACGUACUAACUUACCAUAUGCUAUUGCUGGAAAUAUUUUUUCAGCUUGAUUCCCUGAAGCCCAAGGAGAGCUUGGUACUCAGGCAGAGAUACGGACUUGACGGUAAAGGUGACAGAACAUUAGGAGAAAUUGCUGGGAACUUAAAUAUUUCAAGAGAAAUGGUUCGGAAGCAUGAAGUUAAGGCUCUGAUGAAGCUUAAACAUCCAGCUCGAGUGGAUUAUCUUCGUCGACAUGUUGUCUGAUCAGCUUAUUAUCUUCUCUUUCACCUACAUAAAUAUUUCUUCUCUGUAUGUUCUCUCAUCUCCAUGCUUUAGCUAUAUCCUUAUUAUCUGUAUCAUAGUCAUUUAACUUCAUCAACAUAAAAAUAGAAUCUCAUACACCAGAAUGUAUAGUUUGAAUUCUCAAGAUCAAAAAUCACCAAUUAUACCAGUAUUGUCUUUUCCUCCGUGAUAAUGACCUGAUAUUGUUUCACAUGGCAGACUGAUUGCAUUAGGU
Messenger RNA from Rubroshorea leprosula, 745 nucleotides. NCBI's taxonomy places the organism in Eukaryota, Viridiplantae, Streptophyta, Magnoliopsida, Malvales, Dipterocarpaceae. The record is from the annotation of a GenBank genome assembly.